AUGUCUCCGCCGAAGAAAACAAUCCCACGCCUCGUCUAUGACCAGCGUAAAUGCCGCAGGAUGGUGUCCCCAGAAGCGGCGGUGACCCCGGCAGGGUUUCAUAUGUGUUUCAUCCACCAUUUCUCUCACUUUGCUGUUUUGGCUGUGAGACACUGCAGCUCCCAAAUUUUGAGAAGUUACCAAUUCGCCUGUUCUCUUGCAGCAAUGGCAGAGACCUUCGCCUUCAAUGCUGACAUCCAGCAGUUGAUGAGCUUGAUUAUCAAUACGUUCUACUCCAACAAGGAGAUCUUCUUGCGAGAGUUGAUCUCCAACGCCUCGGACGCCUUGGACAAGAUCCGUUAUGAGUCCAUCACCGACCCUGACAAGAUCGAGGCCCAGCCGAAUUUCUUCAUCAAGAUCGUGCCGGACAAGACGAACUCGACCCUGACCAUCGAGGACUCUGGCAUCGGCAUGACCAAAAACGAACUCAUUAACAACUUGGGCACCAUUGCUAAGUCAGGCACCAAAGCUUUUAUGGAGGCCAUGGCCGCUGGGGGUGACAUCUCCAUGAUUGGCCAGUUUGGUGUUGGUUUCUACAGCGCAUACCUUGUGUCGGACAAGGUUCGUGUGGUUAGCAAACACAAUGACGACGAGCAGUACAUUUGGGAAUCUGGAGCAGGUGGCUCCUUCACUGUGCAGAAGGACACCGAGCUUGUGCAUGGUGAGAUCAAGCGCGGUACGAAAAUCAUUUGCUACCUCAAAGAGGACCAAUCCGAGUUCUUGGAGGAGCGCCGCCUGAAGGACUUGGUGAAGAAGCACUCCGAGUUUAUCGGCUUCCCAAUUGAGCUCUAUGUCGAGAAGAGCAAGGAGAAGGAGGUCACCGACAGCGAGGAUGAGGGUGAAGAGGAGAAGAAGGAAGAAGGUGACGAGCCCAAGAUCGAGGAGGUCGAUGAGGAGAAGGAGAAGGAGGAGAAGAAGAAGAAAACGAAGAAGGUGAAGGAGGUGUCCCAUGAGUGGGAGCAGCUCAACAAGAACAAGCCCUUGUGGAUGCGUAAGUCUGAGGAUGUGACCAACGAAGAGUAUGCAAGCUUCUACAAGUCUUUGUCCAACGACUGGGAGGAUCAUUUGGCUGUUAAGCACUUCAGCGUUGAAGGCCAACUGGAGUUCCGUGCGCUGCUGUUUGUGCCUCGCCGGGCUCCUUUCGACCUCUUUGAGACUAAGAAGAAGCGCAACAACAUCAAGCUCUACGUGCGCCGUGUUUUCAUCAUGGAUGACUGCGAGGAGUUGAUGCCAGAGUGGCUGAACUUCGUGAAGGGUGUUGUGGACUCUGAGGACUUGCCUUUGAACAUCUCUCGCGAGACCCUUCAGCAGAACAAGAUCUUGCGAGUGAUCAAGAAGAACUUGGUGAAGAAGUGCCUGGAGAUGUUCGCCGAGAUUGCCGAGAAGAAGGACGACUACAAGAAGUUCUACGAGCAGUUCGGCAAGUGCCUCAAGCUUGGAGUGCAUGAAGACUCCACCAACCGAACGAAGGUAGCUGAACUCCUUCGCUACCACACCUCCAAGUCUGGCGAUGAGCAGAUCAGCCUCAAGGAGUAUGUGGACCGCAUGAAGGAGGGACAGAAUGACAUCUACUACAUCACAGGUGAGAGCAUUGCAGCAGUGUCUUCCUCACCCUUCCUCGAGACCUUGCGCAAGAAGGGCAUUGAGGUGCUGUACAUGAUUGACCCCAUCGACGAGUAUGCCACCCAGCAGCUCAAGGAGUUCGACGGCAAGAAAUUGAAGAGUACGACUAAGGAGGGUCUUGACAUUGAUGAUGAGGACGAAAAGAAGAAGAUUGAGGAGCUGAAGGCUGAGUUUGAGCCGCUGACAAAGCUCAUGAAGGAAGUCUUGGGAGACAAGGUGGAGAAGGUCAUCAUUUCUUCCCGCAUGGCCGACUCCCCUUGCGUGUUGACAACCUCUGAGUAUGGCUGGUCAGCCAACAUGGAGCGCAUCAUGAAGGCACAGGCUCUUCGCGACAGCUCCAUGACCUCCUACAUGGUCUCUAAGAAGACCAUGGAAGUGAAUCCCAAGCACUCCAUCAUGGCUGAGUUGAAGAAGAAGGCAGCCGCAGACAAGUCCGACAAGACUGUCAAGGAUUUGAUUUGGUUGCUCUUCGAUACUUCGCUUUUGACAUCUGGUUUCAACCUGGAUGAGCCCACCCAGUUCGCCGGCCGCAUUCACCGCAUGAUCAAGCUCGGCCUGAGCAUCGACGACGAUGAUGAGGGCUUGGGCGAUGACGAUGACCUGCCCCCUCUGGAGGAAGUGGAGGGUGCUGCGGAUGAGGCCUCCAAGAUGGAGGAAGUGGACUAG
Molecule: messenger RNA, 2328 nt
Organism: Durusdinium trenchii
Lineage: Eukaryota; Dinophyceae; Suessiales; Symbiodiniaceae
Source: the annotation of a GenBank genome assembly